UUUUAUUUUCGACGUCCUAAUUAGCGGCUCGAUAGCGCCAACUGACGGGAACGUAAUUAGAUCGAUGGAGACGCUAUCGUCGUACGGUAAAGAAGAUGACGACUGUUCAUCCGGGAGCACCGAGGUGGUGUGUAGUGUAGCUUACGUGGGACCUUUUCAUCGAAGGGAAAACUGUCAAAAACAUGACAACUACAAAUUAUUUAGACUUAGACAUAAAUAAAUUAUUCGAGGAGCACACCAUUAAGGAGAUCGAGGAAAUUAAAAAAAAAAUCCAACUGGAAAGUGAUAGAAAGAAAAUAGAACUACGAACAUUAGUCGGGGAAAGAUAUCGGGAUUUGAUAUUGGCCGCUGACACUAUUGGAAAAAUGAAGAUAACGUCCGAGGAAGUCACCUCAAAAAUUGCUAACAUAGAGGACAAAUUUAAGGAAUUACAGAAGAAGUAUCUUAUUGGUUUUAAAACUGAGCCGAUGGAAGAUAAGCUGCACAGGAGGGAAGAACACAUAUUGGAUUCUGUUAUCAUUCAGAUUAAGAUUCUGAUAGACAUUCCACAGUACAUCUGGAUGAGUAUCGAGACUCAGAACCUGCUCUUCGCUACACAGUUAUACAUAAUAGCGCAACAUAUAAAUUACAGUUUGAUGUUUGAAAUAGGCAGCGCGGAGCUGUUUCGUAAAUAUCCAAUUGUUUCCAAACAGUGGGAUAUCAUCACUCAAUUUAAGAACAUUAUAUGUAACGAGUGUAACAAGAUAUUGCAGUCAUUGGAUGUCUCCACCAUAAAUGCUGCAAAUUGUUUGGCUUCGCUCGUAUUUUUAAACGAGUCUUCGUUUGUGAACCUAUUAGAAAAAUUGAUAUCCACAAGAAAUCAUGCCAUCGAGACUGUUCUUAAGGAAGAAAGUCACAGCAGUGUGAAAAAUAAGCUCAAGCUUUGCAUAAAAAUACUUAUACAGACCGUUCACUUGAUAUAUUCUUGCUUCAUAAAUGCAGACAAUGCACCGGGAGGUUUGGUUCUGCAGUUCAUAACAGACAUAAAGGAUCAACAAGCGUAUCGCUUGCUGACGCAACUCGAUUUGAACCAGGAUUUACUCGAAGAGUUCCUGCCAUCCGUUUCGAAAAGUCACAAACCAUUCGUUCAGGAUGUGCCGACAAGCUUCCCUUUAACGGUUCUCCAAGGGAGCGUUAAGUCCUGGCUGAACUGGGUCGAUGGCUUUUCCACUCGCGAGGUCACCAAAUUGUUAAAUUUAAUAGUUUCUGUUAAAGGCCUGUACAACGUCCGGGAAGAAGCGGUGAGUGUGAAUCUACCAGAAAACUGGAACUCCAUAUGGGAAGAGUUGUCCCUGCCGAGGAUAAGCUUCUGGAUGGAAUUCUUCCAACCCAUCAUAACCAAACGGGCAAAGUGUAUCAUAAUGGACAAAUGGACGGAUGCGCUCGCCGAUUUGAAAUCCAACAUGGUGGAAUUGCUGGACAAGGUAGCCCACGAGAAGUUCGAAUUCCCGGAGCACGAUCUGCGAUGGUUCGUGUGGAAGGACUCGCCCACGGACAUUCCGCAGAAGCUGACGAAAAACGGCGGAUUGGAUAACAAGAGGUCCCUGCUGAUGAAGGCUACGGGCUACUCGCCGAACGUGAUGAAACUUUGCGAGAACUUCGACGACAGUCUGCACGCGUUGUUCUCCGACCUCGAGCAUUACCUGUACGAGACCGAGCGAGUAACGACGAUCAAGGAUAGCUUGUUUGCGGCGAGCGUGUCCUUGAUCGCGAACUCGUUCUCCGAUCGCAACGAGGUUCAGGAGCACCUGCAGACGGUCAGCACCGACAUGAUCGAGGAUCUCACGCGGUUUAUAAAGGAUACAUGCGUCAAUGGCAGGCCCGAGCACGGUCAGCGCGAUAUAAACGCCAUCGUACUGGCGAGAUUCCUCUUCGCCUUGACGACGUUGUGCCCGAACUUGACCAAGUGUUUCACGAUGCCGUCGAAAGCAUCCGGCAUCGUCGCGAACGUGAAGUGGCGAGCCGUUUGCGACGGUCUGAAGGAGGAAAGUACUCGCGUGUGGUCUGUAUGGGCCGACGUCUAUAAGGCCAAAAUAUCCGAGCAUAAGAAGAAGUACAUAUUGAAGGAGCCGAUCGACGGUCUCCGUGUUCACUGGAUCGUCUCCGAGUGGGAGAAGGUGGCCAUAGAGGAGGAGUCGGGGGAGGGGAAGCGGAUCAAGUCCGAGAUCUUAGUGCCGUAUCAGCCGUCGAUACCUUUGCAAAAGUUCCUGACGGCUGUCUGCAGGGAUCUGAACAGGAUCAUACCGCACACGCUACCGAAGAGAGUGCUACAACAAAUCAUUGAAAACAUUAUUACAGAACUAUUUAAUCAUUACCUUAACGCAGCCGAGAACGUAGAUCUCAGGCAGAAGCAAGCGUUUCAAGUGCUUUACGAUAUAAAGUACAGUACGUUGCUCAUGGUGGCGCGCGAAAACAAAGCUCUCAACGAGCUGUCGGCGAGAGCCUGCGAUGCGGUGCUCGCCAAGAUCGAUCCGUUCGACUACGACGUUUUCGAUCCAUUCGUUCGCAUUAACGUGAGAAAAGCCGUUCAGCGAUCUUUGCUGAUAUACGGAAACUUGGUGUCCCACUUGGAACAGUUGCACUCGACCUUGGGCGCGCGCAACGAACAUGCCAGCAGCGAGGCCGGCGGAAAAUCCGAGCCACCGGCGGUGCUCGCGGUUUGCACAGGUGCACCGUGGUUCCCACCGUUGACCGUCACCGCCCCCGCGAGGAAUCUGCCGCUCAUGUCGGUGACGAUGCCCGAUAAGGCGCAGCGCAAGAAAGUAUCGGCGAAAGAAAAUACGAAGAAUGAUUCUGCUAGUGCAACAAUAAAAUCCGGCGCUGCCGCAUUUUUCGGCGCGAUGGGAUCGGAUUGGUUCGGCAGCAGUUAACUAAUCUGUUAACUGUCCUCGUUCCGUGAAACCUGUAAAUAUUGUUACAUAUUAUACAUAUUGUGUAAAUAAUAUGUCGAUAGAAAGCAACUUUUUACCAUGUUACUACUUGUUUUGUAUCAGCCAAAUAAACGAACGAAUCCAUUCACGUGCAUUAUAA
Dinoponera quadriceps is the source of this 3069-nucleotide messenger RNA. RefSeq names its product conserved oligomeric Golgi complex subunit 1 (gene Cog1). The coding region runs from base 183 to 2909 and encodes 908 amino acids. Gene Ontology annotation, cellular component: Golgi apparatus; COG complex. NCBI's taxonomy places the organism in Eukaryota, Metazoa, Arthropoda, Insecta, Hymenoptera, Formicidae. Gene Ontology annotation, biological process: intra-Golgi vesicle-mediated transport. The transcript is spliced from 9 exons. The record is from RefSeq and is a predicted model, not a curated record.